AUGCUUGAGUCACCCGCAACCGUAGCUUCUGCAACUCAAAGGUUGGUCCCUAGAAGGCAAACAAUUGAAGAUGCUUAUUCACCACCAGCAAAUUUCUUAGAGAUUGAUGUGUGCAACCCUCUCACUCACGAGGAUGGUAAAGACCGCUUCACAGACUAUGAAGUUAGUCUUAGAACAAAUUUACCUAUAUUUGCACACAAAGAGUCUUCGGUUCGUCGGAGGUAUAGUGAUUUCAAAUGGCUUCGUGACGAACUAGACCGUGAAAGCAAGAUUGUUGUUCCUCGAUUACCAAGUAAAGCAUGGAAACGCCAGUUACCUUUUCGGGCAGACAAAGGUAUAUUUGAUGAAGAUUUCAUCGAGGAGCGACGAAAAGGACUAGAAAACUUUAUUAACAAGGUUGCUGGACAUCCAUUAGCUCAAAAUGAAAAAUGUUUACAUAUGUUUCUUCAAGAAAAAGUCAUUGAUCGUAACUGUAGACUUGGAAAAUUACGUAAUAUCUGAAGUAAUAAAUUUAUAAAAUCAAUUAAUUAUUACGUAAUAUGAUUGUCGCUGUUGAUUAUAUCAGAUAGAUUGGAGAUAUUGUCAAAUAACCUGGUGGUGCUUAUAUUCUCUUUCACUUUCACUUCUCACGUUAUCACUAGCUCUUCUUUUUUUCUGCUAUUAUCAUUGGCUUUGUCAUUACUUGUAUAUUUUCUUAUAAUAAUAUAUCUUCUUUUAGAGUCAUAUUCAUGUGCUUGUUCAACUUUUUCAAAAUUAUAUUCCCCCAAACAUUUCCUUCUUGUUCUCAUGGACAAACUACAUCACAUUCAUAAAACGCUUAUAUAUUGUUACUAAUAGAGGAUUAAUCAUUCGAUUAGUUCUCUAUUUUAUCAACGAGUAUCACUAACAGUUUGCAUAUACAUGUAUGUAUGUAUGUAUGUAUGUAUGUAUGUAUGUGUAUUCAUUUGCUUGUCUCUAGGAUCAUUAGUCAAUGUACUAAUCAUUGUUUACGUAUUGAUAUAUUGUGAUUCGUUGACUACUUUACUAAUAAAUAUGAUGAUGAACAAUUGCUUUUCAAUAUAUAUGGACGUUUAUCAUUACUUUGUUCUAAUCUGAUUUGCUUUAUUUGAUUUAGUUUCAUGAUCUUUAACUUAUCGUCUCUUUUAUGCAUCUAAUUCAUUUCAUCGGAUCACACUAUUCAUACAUGUAUGAAUGCACUUAUACACACAUAUGUGUGUGUAAAAUGUUAUUGUCAUAGUGUUAUAAUAAUUAUUAAUGAAGCGGAAAUUUUAUUGUUGUGAU
This is a messenger RNA of Schistosoma curassoni, 1281 nucleotides long. The record is from the annotation of a GenBank genome assembly. NCBI's taxonomy places the organism in Eukaryota, Metazoa, Platyhelminthes, Trematoda, Strigeidida, Schistosomatidae.